Molecule: messenger RNA, 891 nt
Organism: Closterium sp. Yama58-4
Lineage: Eukaryota; Viridiplantae; Streptophyta; Zygnematophyceae; Desmidiales; Closteriaceae
Source: the annotation of a GenBank genome assembly
AUGCUUGCCAGCUUAAACGAUCCAUAUUCUAGGUUCGUUUCGCCUAAGCAAUUCGCGGCAUUAGCUAAGUACGACGUUACUGGAAUCGGGUUGAAUAUAGGCGAGGAUGUGGAGGACGGGCGGGUGAAGCUGAAGGUGGUGGGAAUCGUGCUCGGCUCGCCGGCACAGCUAGCAGGCGUGCGGCAAGGGGACGAGCUCGUUUCAGUGGAUGGCACGAGCGUGCAGGGCAUGUCCGCAUUCGACGUAUCUUCGCUCAUCCAGGGCCCCAAAGGCACACUUGUGACCAUCGCCAUCCGCCACGACUUGUGCUCCCCUAUAGAGUCCCUCACUAUGGCGCGCGCUAGCGAAGUGCAGUCACCAGUACAGUACCCGGCAAAGCGUGACGUGGUAACCGCGAUCCAACGGCUAGAAGCAGCCGGGGCGACAUCCUUUGUCCUCGACCUACAGGACAACCCAGGCGGGCUCGUGCAAUCCGGGGUAGAAAUCGCAAAACUCUUUCUCGAGAGAGGGCAAACCGUGGUCUACACCGAGGCCCGCCCGGGUGAUUUACCCCAGAAAAGAAGCAUCGAAGCCACGGGAAAACCGCUCACUCGAGCCCCUCUAACCGUUCUCGUGAACGGCCGAACGGCCAGCGCUAGUGAGAUUGUAGCGGGAGCUUUGCACGAUAACUGCCGAGCCGUUUUGGUCGGGUCGAGAACGUUCGGAAAGGGGUUGAUCCAAUCCGUGUAUGAAUUAAAUGAUGGGUCGGGGAUGGUGGUGACGGUGGGAAAGUAUGUGACUCCUGGGCUGGUGGAUAUUGAUGGGAACGGCAUUGCAGCGGAUUUCAGAAGGAAGCCGAGCGGGGAGAUGGCGCGAUGGAAGCUUGCCAACUGCAAGGCGCCGAGCUCUUAG